Molecule: messenger RNA, 1966 nt
Organism: Photinus pyralis (common eastern firefly)
Lineage: Eukaryota; Metazoa; Arthropoda; Insecta; Coleoptera; Lampyridae
Product: ethanolamine-phosphate cytidylyltransferase
Exons: 3
Coding region: 489-1610 (373 amino acids)
Biological process (GO): phosphatidylethanolamine biosynthetic process
Cellular component (GO): cytoplasm
Molecular function (GO): ethanolamine-phosphate cytidylyltransferase activity
Source: RefSeq, a predicted model, not a curated record
AAUUUGCUCACUGACGAGCAAAACCGGAAUCCUACCAAUUGCGCUCUAUUACAUAAAGACGUGAGUAAUCAAUAAAUUAUUAUGAAAUUCGUGUGAAAGUGGCGGGGAAGAGUAAAAACGUGGAAAAUCUUGAGGUGGUGUGAUCAGUUCAAUGGGGGCGUAUUUAUUACAACGUUGCCAUUUUCGAAACGUCAAUAGUGAAAAUAUCAGUAGUUGCCGUGGCGUAUCUAUUUUUUAGGCCGUAAAAACGUGUGGAAAUGGGAACAGUUGGCGAUAAUUUCCAUUAUCAAAACUUGUAAGUGGGGCGCCCGGUUGAAGGUUGUGCAGGAGGGACGUGUGGCAAUGUUGCAAUCUCAGAACUCUAUUAUCAUGUGUGACGAUUUUGUUUAAAUUUUGGUUUUGAGCACGUCUCGCUACAGUCGGAUCAAGUAGGUUUAAACAAAUGCACAAUUUGUAAACAACUUUUUCACAAUUACAACAGCGUAAAAAUGGAAAACGGCGAUAAAAGAGAAGUUCGGGUUUGGUGCGAUGGAUGUUACGAUAUGGUGCACUUUGGACAUGCCAAUUCGUUACGACAGGCCAAGGCGUUGGGCGAUAAGUUGGUGGUCGGGGUUCACAAUGACGAAGAAAUCACAAAACACAAGGGGCCCCCCGUGUUUACGGAGGAGGAACGGUACAAAAUGGUCGCGGGUAUCAAAUGGGUGGACGAAGUCGUCAAGGCGGUGCCUUACGUUACAACCUUAGAGAUUCUCGACAAGUACGAUUGCGAUUUCUGUGUUCACGGUGACGAUAUUACCAUGACUGCUGACGGUGUCGACACUUACUCAAUUGUAAAAGCGGCGGGACGUUACAAGGAAGUGCAAAGAACUGCGGGUGUGUCGACAACCGAUUUAGUGGGACGGAUGCUGCUUCUUACCCGGCAGCAUUUUCGAAGGGGAGAAUUCGAAUAUGAUGUUGCGAAAGAGCACUCAUCCACCAUGGGUCAGGAUUCGUCGGCGAAAUCGCCGUGGACCGGCUGCUCGCAAUUCCUACCGACAACCCAGAAGAUUAUACAAUUUUCCGACGGCAAACCACCCAAACCGGGUGAUAGAAUUAUUUAUGCCGCCGGUUCCUUCGACUUAUUCCACGUGGGCCACUUGGAUUUCCUCGAAAAGGCCCGAGCACAAGGUGACUAUCUCAUCAUCGGCUUACACACGGAUCCCGUAGUCAACCGCUACCAAGGCUCUAACUAUCCCAUCAUGAACUUGCACGAACGCGUUUUAAGCGUCCUUGCCUGUAAAUACGUGUCCGAGGUCGUUAUUGGGGCACCUUAUAACGUUACCAACGAUCUGAUGGAUCAUUUCAAGGUCGACCUCGUCGUACACGGUAAGACCCCCAUACUCAACGAUGAAAACGACGCAGAUCCGUUUGCGGUACCAAAACAGUUGGGCAAAUUUAUGAUUCUCGACUCCGGCAAUGAUAUGACGACGGAAAAAAUUGUCGAGAGAAUAAUUACAAAUCGACUAAAAUUCGAACAGCGCAACAUAGAGAAGGAGAAGAAGGAGCUGAAGGUGUGGCAGUAUCUGCAGGACAACGUGAAAUCCACAAACCAAAUCAUUGUUGAACAUUAAAGAAGUUUUAAGAUCGUUAAAUGUUUGCUAUGCAACAGUAUUGUUCAGUAUUUCCAUCUACUUAAGUCGUUUCACGAUUUUUAUUCAAAAUGUUGUGCCCAGUACGCGUUACUCCUAACCGUUUUGUGCUCUAAAAAUUUGUACAUAGAAAGCCUCUUUGAUCGUUGGCCUCUGUAGCUGCCACCAUCAUUUGGAGAUGUUGCUGACAGCUGCAAGGGUCUCACAUCCGACGUGACUUUCUAUUUACACUUUUUGGUUACGACGUAAUUGUGUACUUUGUACUUUUGCUAGUCAUAAUGUUUGUUACCAUAUUUUUUGAGAGUAUACUAAUUUGUAUUAUAUUUGCUGUCGAUCAA